Scatophagus argus is the source of this 1116-nucleotide messenger RNA. RefSeq names its product forkhead box protein H1-like. Gene Ontology annotation, biological process: regulation of transcription by RNA polymerase II; cell differentiation; anatomical structure morphogenesis. The transcript has 3 exons. Bases 217 to 1101 code for a protein of 294 amino acids. Gene Ontology annotation, molecular function: RNA polymerase II cis-regulatory region sequence-specific DNA binding; DNA-binding transcription factor activity, RNA polymerase II-specific. The record is from RefSeq and is a predicted model, not a curated record. NCBI's taxonomy places the organism in Eukaryota, Metazoa, Chordata, Actinopteri, Scatophagidae.
GUCUGGCUCCACCCCCAGCAGUAACGGCUCAUCUGCUUAUCAAAAGGUCCCCAUUAACCUGCAGUGCACACCCUCUGAUGUCCUAUUGUCCCAGCAGGACUCAUAUUCACAGCGGACACCUUCAGGUCCACAUCUGACCUCGGUGAGCUUGUGAUCACGCUGCUCUGUGUGGGACUGGACUCCUCUGACUCUCCAAGGAACAAGAAGCAGAGCAGGAUGGAGGAGUUUGGAGCUUGGCUGCCUCUCUUCGUCCCAGGCAGCAGCUCUCAGCAGCGUCUGUUCAGGAAGAGCGCCACCUACCUGGCUAAGAUCGCUGUGGUCCUGCAAGACGCUCCAGACAAGAUGCUCACUUUCACGCAGCUGAUGGACAGACUGGCACCACUCAUUUGUGAAGACAGAAAAUCUGUUGAGAACAACAUCAGAGUCUGUUUAUCAACCAACAAAUGUUUUGUCAAGAUUCCAGUGGUUCCAGGCUCACUGGACAGUAAGAGAAACUACUGGAAACUGGACCCCACUCAGAUCACGGCAAAGAUGGUUCGUCGUCACUUCAAAGGAAUCCUGCAGCUCUUUCCUGAGUUGGCCUCCAAAGUGGAAAGUGAGAACACGAGCAGACCAUCAGAGCGCCGCUCAGCUCUCCGCUCUCCUGAACCUGCAGCCUGCAGAGCUGUUCAGAUCAGAUGUGAGGUGAAGUUCAGCAGUCCUUUCUCCAUUGAGUCCCUCCUGAAGAGAGACGGCCCCUCUGCUCAGGCUCCCAGAGCUUCUCCUCUGUCAGGUGUGCCGGUCAGAGCAGAGCAGCGGCCUCAGUCCACACACGGACCAGUUGGGACGAAGAGGUGCUUCAGCUGGGACUCUGAAGAGAGCCUCCUCCUUCGAUCUUCAGCUGAUAGUUCCCCCAUCUGCUCAGCAGGGGGCAGCACACACCACAGACUCGGUGCUAACGGAGCUGCUAAGCCCAUGAAGAGGAUGCAGGUGUACACGGAGGCCUCAUUCCCUGAAUACACAAGAGCCAGUGCUGCUUCUUAUUUCACCAGCCCACACAGCAGUUACAUCACUUACUCUGUACCCAUGUUUACCCACGAUGCUCUCUGUCUCUGGCUAUAAUGUGCGAUUUACCUG